AUGUGGAUGAUAUUUGAGAUCACCAUAGAGUUGAAGACAACCCAGAAGGACAGCCUGAUCUUCUACAUGGCGGAUCCGAGCGAGAACUACUACGCCGCUCUCCAGCUCAUGAAAGGAUUUGUCUUCUUUAACUUCAAGAUUGGAAACUCACCGGUCUUCAUGGAUUCUGACUUUGUGAUUGAUGAUGGCUACUGGCAUACGAUUGAGAUCUCUAGAAACAGGAAGACCGGAACUCUUCAGGUGGAUGGUACCAAGCGAAAGAGGGCCAAGUCGGACAACGGUCGCAAGAAUCUCAACAUCCAAUCACCCAUCUAUAUCGGUGGUCUACCUCUUAACAGGCAGUCACCCAACGUGUAUGGGGAUGGAUUUGAUGGCUGUAUACGCAAGUUCCAUUUGAAUGACAAAGUCAUUGACUUGACUGGAAAGGCCAAUAAUUCUUACGGAGUCGUGACAUGCUAUACCAACACUGAACCAGGACAUUACUUCCAGGGAAUCGGCCAUGCACUGCUCGCCAACCAACAGCAGAUUGGAUCUGACUUUGAACUCCUCAUAGAGUUCCGGACAGCGCAGAAAGAUGGCCUCCUCUUUGCAGCCACUGAUCUAGAUGGUGUGGGAGUCACAGUUGUAAUUUCAAAUCAUGACAUCCUUCUCAAGCUGUACACUGGCCGUAGGAUGGCAGAGAUCCCUUUCCGAGCUCACAACAAUUUCACCGUCUGUGACUACCAGUGGCAUCUGGUCCAGGUGGUGGAACUAAACGGUCUAUGGCAGCUCUCCGUCGAUGGCAUCAUGGCCAACAAUCUCAGGGGUACGGUCAGACUACCGGAAGACGAGCGCUACCGUUACUACGCCGGUGGUAACCCAUUAUCUAACCCUGACGGCAUCCGAUUCAAGGGCUGUAUACGACGCCUGGAGGUCAACGGAGGGUCCGUCCCCGUCGAGUCGUCGAUAGAGAUCGUGGGCGUGGUGCCUCUAGAAUGCCCCGUCGUAUGACGACGAUGACAUUGAGGGAUCACCGCCCCUGUCGAGUCAUCGAUAGAGAUCGUGGGUGUGGUGCCUCUGGAAUGCCCCGUUGUAUGACGACGACGACGC
Molecule: messenger RNA, 1089 nt
Organism: Strongylocentrotus purpuratus (purple sea urchin)
Lineage: Eukaryota; Metazoa; Echinodermata; Echinoidea; Camarodonta; Strongylocentrotidae
Product: laminin subunit alpha-2
Exons: 7
Coding region: 1-990 (329 amino acids)
Source: RefSeq, a predicted model, not a curated record